AUGAGCCUCGUGAGUUUGGCUGGCAAGGUUGCUCUCAUUACAGGUAGUUAUGGAUGUCUAAGGGCCUAGAACCUUCCUUAUAGUGUGUUUUGAAAUAUUUUUCCCUUAUGGUUUAUGCUGCACACAAAGUCCGUAUAUAUCGACUCGACGUGUAUGUCGGGGUCCCUGCGUUGCAGUGUUAGGUCUGUACUGAGUUUUGUCGGUCAUUUUGUGGAAUUUUCGCAGUUAAAGUGGCAUAGACGUUUAACGAAGCUCUGAUCUCCGAGUAUUUCUGUAUAUUUGCUCAUCUACAUGUUGGGGAUGUCAGUGUCUCUGAUGACACUCCCUGAUAACAUUUCUGCUCAGAAUCUGCGCCGAAUCUAAGCCGAGGUUUAGAAUAAUCUACGCAGAAUCUGCGCCUAGUUUGUCACUCAAAUCUCCUCAGAAUCGGCGCAGAGGCUCGGCACAGAAUCUGCGCAGAUGCUCGGCACAGAUUCGGCACAUAGGCUCGGCACAGAAUCUGCGGCGAAAAUUUCGAAUCUCGUGUCGUAACCGUGCAGAACCCCCCUUAUUUUCUCAAAAGUCCCACUCCUAAGCUGUUUCCCCUAUUUUCAUGCCCAUAAUGCUAAUCUACUAUCCCGUAAGUAAUGUGAAUGAAGACAAGUAAUGUGGUUGUUCGUUAUUAAAAUUUUUUGUAAAAAGAAUAAUAUGUACAAAAUAGAUAUCUAGUUAAAAGCGUUCGAAAUCUGGUACAAAAUAGAUAUUAGGUAAAAAAAGUAAUAAUGUCUUGUAUAAAUCGGUCAUAACAGACCGUUCUAAGGCUGUGACGAAGAGCCAGACGGUCCCGGACGAGGAGUAUCUUCGUCAUCCUCGGCAGUGUCUAAAAAAGCACACUCAAGUUAAUUUUGGUAAUGUAAAUAAUAGAUGCAUGAGGUCUGAUUAUGAAGGGGUAACUAACCGUCCAGUGGGCGUGUCGUAGAUAGUUUACUCGUCCUCUUUUGUAGCCGAUCAUAGGCCCUUCUGAACAUAAGGCGAAAGCAUUUCUCUAAAUCAUGCCGAUCUGAACUGUGAUCGGCAUUCCACCUAUUGAAGACAUCUAUGUAGCCGGUUGUUAAAUGGGAACAUUAUGUUUUAAUACCUAGGACGACUGAGUAGUCUGGGGAGCCGAAGAAUGCGCUCUUUCCGUGUUGUCGACCGUAAAACGUCAAGUAGUGUGUUAUUUCAUCCUCAAAUAGCGUAGUACUACGCUAUCCUCUAUAUAGCGCUAUAUAUAUAGCUCUUCACUAUUAGCUCAGGUCUGCGGGCUUGUGUGCGGCCGGCGAUUCGAUUGACUAACUGGGCUCAACCUGCGCGAUUUACUCAGCCUUAUUGCCACAUCCCUGCCACUACUGCCAAUUAUGCGAAUGAACUGUUGGACGGAUAUAUCCGUCCAGCAAGAACUACUGGCAAGAGUCUGCCAAGCAUAACACUACCUGCUGACUAGCCGUGGGGGUUAGCCCUGGGCGUGUGAUGUUAUUAGGGUGUGCUUUAUGCUAGGGUAACGCACAUUAUCACCGCAGUAUACUCUGCGCAUUUAACUCCAUCUGCUCCUAACCGUAAAGUUUUCCAAAUCCUUGGAAUUCUUUUCGGGUGUAGCAUAUGUAACUUGACAACAACUAUGGAAAUGCGAUCGGCCGCAUAAUAGGAAACAGUAAAAGGCUCUGUUCCCAGUACCUUACCCGAACGACUACAUCCAGAACUGUCUGACUUCGUUUCCCUUCAGCAAAUCAGAUUCAUCGGAAAACCUACCUUGCCAUGAGAAUUCAGCCGGAAGGUGGGCAUUUACUGACGUUAGUCACCGGUUUACCAUUAUCUCAAUAGAGGGCCGUACAUACGAUCUCAGUCUCCCACACGAUUUUCCACGCUGCCUCACAAGCCCAUCAGUUUUACUACUCCAGGUAUAGUGGGUCUGGAGGAAAAAUACAGGUGAGGCCGAAGUUUCUGGCCAAGAACAGUAGAGCUACUGUUCAUCAUGAGCAGACGAAAGGGAGUUCUCAUCCGCUCGCUCUCUGUACCUGACACCAUGAUGGACUACUUUUUCCGUACAUAUUUUAACAACUAGGCAGUAUCUGGAUUCAGGUGUGCGUUGAUAUUUUACAGUUGUUUCUCAAAUGCCCCAGUUGGUGCGUCACAUAAUUGCUGACAUAUCAACCGCAACAGACGAGUGCAAAUAGUUGCACCGAUGCCCACUUUUCUGAAAUGACCUAAUUGCAUGAAUGACAGGCUUACAAAAUGUUUGUGCUUAUAACGUCCUCCACUUACCACAUUAUAUUGCUGCCUGAAAAACGGCCGUUAAAAAGGACCUUGCAAUUGCACCUAGGAUAGGCCAUAAUCCCAUUUUCCUCGUUCAAAACACUGGGAGGCCGUCGACAGCUAGAUUAAGUACAACUUCCUCCACCCAUCAGAAUCUUGUGUGUCAAGAAACCUUCUGACUUCUCAGUCCUAUGUAAGCAUGAUCGUUGCAGCCCAUGGAAACUACUUUCAAGCAAUUUAAUGCCCCUAAAAGUGUUUUCGGGUUGGUUAGCAACAGUUUUGAAGAUUUCUGGAAUACUAUAUGGACUAAAUCGAACUUUGUGGUCUACUCCUUCAAUAUCUUCCGAACGGAGGUUCGCGCUAACAGUGGACCAUCUACACUGUCAUCCUCAGACAGCAUAAUGCUAUUCUAGUGGUUCUAAUUUGAAGACAAUGACGUACAAAACUUACUUUCGGGCGCAUCCGACGAGAAGACAACGUUGGAUGGCGAAUCCGUUGAUUCCUCUCGUUUACAACGGUUAUACACCUCUUUUAUCUUCUGACGUUUUCCCUCCACAUCCCGCUUUCUUCUUGUCCUCUUCGACGCUUGUAUGUGCAUAAUGUAAGCUUGUCGGGACAAAUUAACAGAAAUAGGAAACAAAAGAGGACAUUUUUGGCAGACGCAGAAUCACGUUCGCGCACGCUACGACACUGUUAAGCAUGCAGCACGCCAACUAGUUGCCAUGGGGUUGCUAGAACAGGGUUGGCCAGUGAGAAGACACAGCGCACCUAUCACUACAUGCUGAGAUAAGAGUGCAUCGACCCAAUAUGCACCGUUACUGGGGAAAGAAGUAUUAACCAAAUUAGGUUCUAGGUCUCAGUAAGAUGUAAAUCAAUUGCUUGGCAUAAUUACUUGUUUUCAUCUGUGACUUGUGGAAGACUGAGUCGAAAUCACUGAAGAAUGCACAGUAACGGACUGUGGAGACUAAAGUGACAGAGGACCUUUAAUUAUUUACUGCACAGCAUAGAAAAGUCAUAUCGGCCACUCUGGGUACCAAUAUUGGAAACUCUUUAAUUCCAUCUUUUCCAUCUAACAAAACAGGGAAAACACGGAUGAAAGGCUCUAAAAGGCAUAAAAUUAUGGACAGAGGGAGGGGCGGGCGAGGUAUAUCGUGUUACUAUCAAUCGUUUUCUGAGUUUGAGGCUCCUCCAGAAUGCAAACUAGCUCCCUAUUACGGUAACGCGAGACUUGUUGAAUACGUAUGUGUAUGCGCUCACGGAGGUUCCUAGUCUGGUCAACUUCGAGGUGGUCCAGUUACACGACGUCCAAACCCCCGAACUUCUCGCCAAACCUGGGGCGUAUGUCAAGUCAACAGCCUAAUUUACAAAUGAGGCAUGAGAAUGGGACUAUGAGCGUUAUAAAAUGCCGUAAGUGAUAGAACGGAGAAGAGGAAAAAAGUCCUGAAUGCCAAUCACAGAGAGGAUGUGGUGGAGGUGGUUAAGUAGACAGGCCUUACCAGAGCGCUUCUUAAGAGUGUUCGUCCCUUAACACGCAAAGGUGUACCGCCUGACGUAUGCACGUGCUGUGCUGAAUGCAACAAAAAGUCAACUAACUUCAUGAUAUGUUAGAAUCCGCUUUUACUGAUUGUUUUGCGCACGUAAUAUCAACUUAGAAGCACUCUCUCCAAACAUGCCCUCUAUAAUGGAUGCGAUUACAAACACGGCUGGCUGAAUGGAGGAUCCAUCUCCAAAGCUGUUGUGAAUAAUAUUUUGUAGAUGCUGAGUUUGGGAAAGCAAGGCCUUGUAGGUAGUGACUGCGAUUACCGUGGACCGUAAUGACUUCUCCACAAUGUUACCUUCAGAACACUUUAACUUGAGUCAUCAUGAAUGAGGCCUAGUGCGUGCGUAGUUAAGAAUUGGCUCACCCGGGGACGCGUACUCGAGACUUUUAGUCUUGCGAGCCUCUCGAUCUUGUCCCUCCAACAGAACGAUAGAUAGUGGAAGGAACUGCACGGCAAGUGCAAUGCAAGUCUACUUCAACAUAAGCAAAUUCACGCGCAAGUCGCCACCGCAUACCCCUCAGGACAGAGGUGAACACUAUAGCCCGAAAUUCGAGAACCGUCACCGCUAUUGUUCCACUUCCAUGACUUAUGGCUGUAGUCACUCCGCCCAGGAUAAUGAUGCCGUGCCACAUAACAGGUUUCCAUAUUUCCCUGUGUGAUCCUAGCCUGCUUUAAGCUGCAUAUAUGCCGUCGUCUUAACUGCUUUUCAGGGGCCAGCUCGGGCAUUGGCCGAGCCACGGCCGUGCUCUUUGCCAAGCUAGGAGCCGGAGUUGCCUUGGUCGGACGUGACGAGGAUCGUCUGCACAAGACCCUUCUCCUGUGCGAGGAACAGACGAAAAAGGCUGGCAGCCAAGCCUCACACUGCAUCAUUAAGGCUGAUCUUUCCAUUUUGGAGGAAAUAUCGACGGCCUUUAACAAGACCAUCCAGCAUUUUGGAAAACUCGACAUCUUGGUAUGUUGGUUUCUGUUAGGGAUGCGCAGUCGUGCCUACUUUUGUCCGAUCACACAACCGUUGGUUUCCCUUUAUCUGAAUUACUAGUUUGUGCAUUUGCUGCUUCUUUCGACGUACCUGCCAUUUUUAAUUUUAACGUCAUUUUGGCGUGGUUCGUCUCUGCAGCCCCACCUGAGUGGUACCGUAUGGAUAGCCCACUAAAACAAUGUUAGUCAACAAGCCAAACUUAGCCACUCACUGGAUUAGGAUGGCAUUGAGAGCGCAAACAGAAGUCGAGCGCAAAAAAUUCCACUAGCAAGUCUACCUGGCCACCCGCUAGAUUCAGAUAAUAGAGGGCGCAAGUAGGGCUCGAAGCACGCGAUGGGGAGCGAGUGUGAACUGAUACCUGAAGUAACCGAGGCUGGCGUAUAAGCGCUCCUCCCCCCGUGGCACAGUCACUCGCUGGAUUAGAAUUGUAGGGAAGGUGAAAAUACGUGAUUUUGUUCAGUCAGCAUACUCGCACCUAAUAGUUUUUUUACAAAGCUAAGCAUGUGGUAUCACGCAGGUGGGGCUGCAGAACCGAACCUCGCCGCAGGGCAGAUCGAGUUACUACCUAAUUUCGUUGUUCAUAUGCAGUAGGUGGAAUUUAUAACCCACAGAUUCGACUCUUUUCUGCUCUGGCUUCUGGCAGGUAAACAACGCUGGGAUCCAAAUAAAGGACAGCGUGGAGAACUUUGACGCUGCAGCGCAUGAAAAGCUCAUGAACAUCAACGUGCGGUCCGUCCUUGUCCUCUCCAACCUGGCGGUCCCAAAGUUGGCAGAGACCAAGGGCUGUAUAAUUAACAUUUCAAGCGUCGCUGGUAAUCGUUCAGUACGUUUGUGACCCUUCGUUCUUCCCUGUCUUUUCUAUGUCAAAUUGCUUUCUCAUUCAUGAAGUAUUGUCGACAAAGACAAGGGCGAUUACAACGGCCAUUUAUGGCUCAUUUACAGUCAUCAACAAGACGGACACUUGGUAUUUGAGCCGAGGUCAUUUGAUCGUCCACCAGUUUUAGUUCAAAGACUGUACCAUUUGAGCUGCGGAACAACGCUCUGUUGACUGUGACCGUUAGUGCUUGCGUCCACCUAUCCGGGCUAAUUACCGAACGGGAUACGGUCACCCGUUCUGGUUUUGAACGCCUGCUACAGCCGUUGGGGUGAUCGCAUAGGUAUUAUGAUUAGUACCCGUGAAGCGAUUUUUGGUCUGUUAUCGUCAACCACCCAUAUCUCAGCCGGAGAUUCCAACUCGGGUCCAGUUGAUCUUUACGCUCUGCCUGUUCAACUGCUGACUCCUGUGCUGUUGACUGAGGUCGGAGGUAGUAAAAGUCCUUUAGAGGUGACGUUCACCAACGUGAGCUCCGAUGUCUUCGUCGGUAAGGUUUUUUGGUUUUUAUGCUUACCUCCAUACGACCGCAGCCUCAAGACGAAGUGGUACGUUCGGCCAGCGCUACACCCAAAACUAAUAUUUGACUAAAAUGUUGGUUCUUCUUACAAGAUCUCUCGAAAUCCCUUUUACCGUAGUGACAGCUAGGCUGUAGAAAGUUAAUCAAAAUCGGUUACAAAGCGGAUAAAUUGCGUGCUGAUGCACUGCUCACAUACUCACUCCAGUCAUUAGAUAUUCUUUGGUUGACCAACUCGUUUCUCGUCAAAUGAAGUUUACUUUGCAUCGAGCGGACUGGCCGAACCCCUCGCGGCUGCGUCUUGCAGCGGCAGAAUAUCGGCGAAACACGCGUGUAUGGGCUUUUGGCUAGUACCUGUGCUGUUAGUAUGGCAUCAUCUUACCCUAAAGCAUUACUUACUUUAAACUAGUUUGAUCUAAAUGUGCCUGUAUAUUCUGUCGUCGCCUGUAAGGGCUACGCCAUUACGUAUGGCACGCUUUGGACAGAGGCUGCCACUGAUCUGGCACGGAUAUGCCGCUGAUCCAGCGCGUUUUAUCCUCGCUAUGAGCAACCGGACGUGUUAAAGGUCGUGCCGACUGGUGGGAUAGUUCGAUCCCAAACACCAGUACUAUAUUGACGGGACGAGGUUAGAAACUGUGGAAAGACACAGAGAUCUGGGUGUAUGGACGACCACAAAUCUAUCGCCAUCAGAACAGUGUAGAAAGAUGGUCCAGAAGGCAACUAGUACUCUACGUUGGAUCAGACGUGCAUUUAAAAUAUUUCCUCCCGAACUUUUCGAAAGACUCUUUGGUGUCUUUGUAAGACCUCAUCUAGAGUAUGGAAUGCCAGCAGCCUCACCAUGGAUGAGGAAGGAUAUCAACUUACUCGAACAGGUGCAACGCAGAGCGACAAAGAUGGUCGACGGUCUAAAACAUUUGUCUUAUCAGGAGAGGCUGAAUUUGCUUGGCCUAUUCCCUCUCUCUUAUAGACAAAUAAACUGCAGUCUACUCUGGACGUUCCGGAUUGCUCGCGGCCAGUGUUGCUCAUUAAGAGCAGAGGACUUCUUUGAGUUCGCCCGUACAAACCAACUACGCGGCCAUGCAUACAAAGUCGGGAAUGAGCGCACGCGUUUAGACCGACGAAAAUUUUCAUUCAGCCAGCGGGUCGUCAGACCGUGGAACUCGCUUCCAAGCGAGAUGGUGACGGCUGGUACAGUUUGUGUGUUUAAAAGAAAACUUGCUCGUCUAGUUUUCGACAGAAAUGGGCUUGUACAGCAUGACUAUGCACAGCCAGUUUUGUAAAAUCUGUCAUAUACAAUCUUCCGCACUAAUUUACCUUAUGACCCAAUCACAUUUUAAAUGCCUGCAAUGUAAUUUUAUUUUUGAGUAUAAAUCUGCGAAAGCACUGUACAUAAAUAGCGUCAUCAAGGGCUCUGCCUGUAACCCUUCAAUAUACAUAUACAUAUAUACAUGUACAAUAUACAUAUAUACACGAUCCUUCACUGGGCUGAGGGUCAGGCGGCAGUAGCCCCUACAUAAUGUGGUCUUUACUGGAACUUCCUUCGGUGAGGAACCCCAGGCAAUUUUCCAUCUCGUGCGCGCGCGCGCGUACGGACCAGCACGUGCGUAGCACGCGCAGAGUCAGCUACCGCCCGGGCCAUCUCCAGUUGUAUUCCCACUGGAGGGUUAUGGGCGUGAGAAGGGGGGGGGGGGAAGUAGGUGUCGCGUCACCCCAAACCCGCGCAGAUAAUGUUGGUCUCAGUCGAUAACGAUUGACAAAGACAAUAACACAUCCAUCAAAGGAAAUAACUUCUCCUUACACACCCCUAGUCCGGCAGUCCUAGUUAAAUACACUUCUGAAGUUCUCGCUGGGACGGUAGUCUUGCAAGGCACUCUUUGCCCCAGCAUGGGAUUCACAAGUAUAUUAGUACUCCGGCAUAGCCCUUAAAUUCGUAUUGUACGAUCCUUCUUAUAACGCAACAUCAUGCCUUUUGUAUGGAAGUUCUGCCGAUUAUGCCAUAACUCCAUCUGAGCUCCCAUUUUAACUCCCUAUACUCACGUACCCCCUAGUUGAACGUGGAAAUUUUGUAUUUCUCAAACGGCGGCUUGGGUCUUAUGUGGCUCAUGUUGCCGACCUCCACGCAUAUUGCAUGUCAAAUAAGAUGGCUCAUGUCAUCGCAUAGGACACAGUGCUCUGAGGCCUUAUUCUGACAUCAAAUCACUUUUCUGCCCCCGAGAAGGCCAAUUACGACCUGGAGUGCCGUUUGAAUAUUUGCAGCUUCUCAUUUCGCAAAUAUCCGAGGCUGCGCAUAUACGGUUCGUCCGCGGAGUGUCGCCCGCCUGUGCUACACUGUUUAUGCUGCGGCAUCCGGUCGGUCGUUGCGUAAACACAGGUUGCCCGAACUGCCUGCAGUGCAACAACCUCUGGCCUUAUGUCCGACGGAUAUACGUCAGCUAACGCUGUAUAGCGCCAGAGUUGACUGCGGCAUGGUGGCCAAAAGUAUGGUCGGUAGAAGUUAUCAGGCGCGCCACCCUCAUGAGCCAGAUGCCAGUUAGUGAAGGCGCUGCGACAUGUCUGAGUGCACAUCUCCACCCACUCGUAGGGCUUAUGGCAACCAAACGGCCAGAGUUGUUUGCCUUUGAUAAUUUAGGUAGCACACUCAGCAUAACAUUGCUAUUAAGAUACAGAAAUGGCGCAGGAUGCAGGCCUGGGCGCGUGCAAACCAAGAGAACCUUUCGAGGGAGUAUGUUGGGAUUUCAGAUAGUCAUCCGUAUCCUGAACCUGGGCGCCAUGCCAGUCGGCUGGUGUGCAGCAGCACCAUCUCAUCCCAUCCGGCACCGGUUGUCGGGUCCUAAUAUUCCUCCCACCGUUUAUGAUCUGCGGUCUUUCCUUUCCGUUUCACUCCAGUUCCCCGGCGUUCUUUCCUACUGCAUGAGCAAGGCGGCCAUUGAGCAGUUCACAAAGUGCGCUGCCCUCGGUAAGUCCCAUCGACUGGCUACUGCGCCUUUUUUUAUUUGAUGAGCCUUUGCUGACUCUUCGUACUUUUCCUUCUUUACUUCAGAACUCGCACCAAAGGGGAUCCGCGUCAAUUGUGUUGCGUAAGUCGCAAAAGAGAGCAUGCGUUGCGCAGCAGUACUAUAGGUAUUUUUUAGUCGCAAUAUACAUGACUGCUGUUGAAAUUAAGUAGCAUUAAUUUUUUUCAGUCCAGGAGUGAUUGUCACCGAACUCCACCGAAACGCCGGAAUGUCUGAGGAAGAGUACGCCAAAUUUUUGGGCCGAGCCAAAAAUAACAGUCCACUCGGACACACCGGUGACUCAGAAGAUGUCGCCAACUCAAUCGCCUUCUUGGCUAGCGACGCUACUUCUUACACAACUGGAAACACUAUCUUUGUAGACGGAGGAUGGUCGCGAGUUUGUCCACGCUGA
Messenger RNA from Spirometra erinaceieuropaei, 9584 nucleotides. Lineage: Eukaryota; Metazoa; Platyhelminthes; Cestoda; Diphyllobothriidea; Diphyllobothriidae. The record is from the annotation of a GenBank genome assembly.